Molecule: messenger RNA, 771 nt
Organism: Lynx canadensis (Canada lynx)
Lineage: Eukaryota; Metazoa; Chordata; Mammalia; Carnivora; Felidae
Gene: SELENOW
Product: selenoprotein W
Exons: 6
Biological process (GO): response to selenium ion
Cellular component (GO): cytosol
Source: RefSeq, a predicted model, not a curated record
ACAACCUUUGUGCGACCGUCCGGGUGUAGCGGAGUUCGCCGGUGCACGCCGCAGGUGGGUCGCCUGUCCGCGCCCCGCCCAUGCUGCGGUCCCCAGCCAUGGCCCUCGCCAUCCGAGUCGUUUAUUGUGGUGCUUGAGGCUACAAGUCCAAGUAUCUUCAGCUCAAGAAGAAGUUAGAAGAUGAGUUCCCCGGAUGCCUGGACAUCUGCGGCGAGGGGACUCCCCAGGCCACCGGCUUCUUUGAAGUGAUGGUAGGGGGGAAGUUGGUUCACUCCAAGAAGAGAGGCGAUGGUUACGUGGACACAGAGAGCAAGUUUCUGAAGCUGGUGGCCGCCAUCAAAGCCGCCUUGGCUCAGGGCUAAUGGGCCCCGAAGGCAGAGAACGAGUAGCGGUUUCUAUCUUGUGCUCUGGAUCACGGAGCUGCUUUUCAGCACCUUCCGAGCCUGGUUUCCCAUUUCCUGGCCAACGUGUUCCAGAUGAGCCCCAAAUCCGGCCUGUUCUAGAACUGGGCAGACCAGAACCAAGGUCUAGCUCCUGACGCUCGACAGUCUGGAAGGACUUGGUACCGUUCCCUAAUCUCAAGAGUCAGUCUUUCCUCUGGUGUUCUGGAACUAACUUCCAUCCCAGCGUCCUGUGAACCCAAGUGCCAGUCCCCAGGGUGCUUUGCUCCAGAAAACUGGUUCUCAGGUGCUUUAAACUCAAGUUCUGUUUCUUUUCCUUUUUUUUUUUUUUUUGAAAUUUAUUUAUGUAUUAAAAAAAAUUUUUUUUAAC